AGUGAACUGGCGAAAAGGCACGGUUGGAGGAAGGCGGUUUAACUUCUGAAGACGAAGCUUCAGUUCCGCAUUCCUGACCUGACACGCACCCAAGUUAACCCUGAAGAUCAUGCCUGGUCAAGAGAACGCCAACAACGGUAGCAACAGCCACAACUGGCGCCGCAAGACGCCUUCUGGUGGACGCAAGGACAGUGACGCCGAGCACAAGAAGAAGAAGCCGCGUCGCGGUGGCCGUCGGAACAACGGCAACAAGAACGCUAAUGCCAAUGCGAACGGUCAGACCAAGCAGGCGCCUGUCGCUGCCGCCCCCGUGAAGCAGGAAGCUCCAACCCCCGCUACCACGACUGCUAAGCCCGCGAAUUUGGACUACCUAUCAGACGUGCUGUUUGCUUCGCUGGACAUUUCGGCCAAAACCAAGCGUGCCAUCGUGGAAGACCUCAAGUACGAGCGCCUCACGAACGUGCAGAACGAGACGUUUCCGUUGAUUCUGGAGGGCAAGGACGUGCUCGCCAAGGCCAAGACUGGAAACGGCAAAACUAUCGCCUUCUUGCUUCCUGUGAUCGAGAACAUGGUCAAGGAGGGACGUCGCUCGGGCGCCGUCAUCCCCACAUUGGCCAUCUCGCCCACGCGUGAGCUGGCGCUGCAGAUCUCCACGGAGGCUAAGCGUCUCACCAAGUUCCACGAGUUCAAUGUCGCCUGUUUCGUGGGUGGUGCUAACAUCAAGAAGGAUGAGCGCACGCUUACGAGCAGCACGCCGAUUGAUAUCCUGGUGGCCACACCCGGCCGUCUCGUCGACCACUUGAAGCAGAACACUGGUAAUAUCGUUAACCGUCUGGGCAAGGCCAGUGUCUUGAUUCUGGACGAAGCCGAUCGACUACUGGACAUGGGAUUCCGUCCUGACGUCAUGCGCAUCAUCGGAUACCUGCCGAAGGAGCGUCAGACGCUGCUGUUCAGCGCCACUUUGCCUGCCUCCACGGAGGAACUCAAGCAGGUCGCUUUACGUAAGGACUACUCGUUCGUGGACACAAUCGACGAGAACGAGGCGGAUACCAACGUGCAGACCGAGCAGGAGUACGUUAUAUGCAAGAUGGAGGAAGUGAUCCCAAUGGUGGAGCGCGUGCUGUCUGAACACAUGAAGCUCUCAGCGUAUAAAGUAAUGCUGUUCUUCCCGACGGCCCGUUCAGCGCAGUUCAUGGCGCAGCUCUUCCAAGCUGCUGGUUUCCCUGGUGUCCUGGAGAUUCACUCACGUAAGAGUCAGGCAGUGCGCACGAAGACUGCUGAGGCUUUCCGUAAGGGCCACAAGGUGAUGAUGUUCUCGUCGGACGUGUCGGCUCGUGGUGUGGACUACCCGGACGUGUCGCUCGUGCUGCAAGUGGGUCUUACCGAUCGCGAUCAAUACAUCCACCGUCUUGGACGUACAGCUCGUGCUGGUAUGAAGGGCAAGGGUGUUCUCAUUCUGUCCGAGUUCGAGACGCCUCUACUGGACAAGUUGGCUGAUUUACCUCUGGAGCCCAGCAAGAAGCACGUUCCGGAGACGCUAGCACCGUCGCAGUCGCGUGCUUUGAAGGUUAUCAAGAGUCUGAAGAGCUACAGUGACGUGGAGAAAUCGGCUCAGCAGUCGUACCAGGCUUGGCUCGGUUUCUACAACUCGAACUCGAGGCGUUUGAAACUGAAGCCCGUGGAACUCGUGCAGCUUGCAGCCGAUUACAGUCGUAUCAUUGGUCUGGACGAAGUGCCUAAGCUCGAGAAGAAGACUCUCAAGAAGAUGAACCUCCUCGGCGUGCCUGGCAUCGAGCCGUCGCCGUACACGCGCGACAAUGCCGGUAACCUCAAUGUCGGCCGCAAUGGUGGUGGCAACCGUGGAGGCAACAGCCGUAGAUAAACCAUCAAGGUCACUGUGCGGAGACUGCAAAGAUCAAGUGAAUUAGCUUCAGCUCUGCGUCUCGGUGACUGGAUUUUGCUGUAGAAUGCCAGGUGACUUCCUCAUCACUAGAACCCAAUCGUAAUUUAUUGCAACGAAGGAUGAGUCGGUAGAAACUAGGUAUACUACUAAUUCCUAAAACUGACACCACCGCAAAGCAAAAUAGUAAUGCUUGAGAAGCUCUUUCGAGCAAUCAGCUGCUCCUGGGCCAC
This is a messenger RNA of Phytophthora nicotianae INRA-310, 2133 nucleotides long. RefSeq lists its product as hypothetical. Gene Ontology annotation, molecular function: ATP binding; nucleic acid binding. Gene Ontology annotation, cellular component: mitochondrion. The record is from RefSeq and is a predicted model, not a curated record. NCBI's taxonomy places the organism in Eukaryota, Oomycota, Peronosporomycetes, Peronosporales, Peronosporaceae. The transcript has a single exon. The coding region runs from base 110 to 1882 and encodes 590 amino acids.